Messenger RNA from Saprolegnia parasitica CBS 223.65, 3003 nucleotides. RefSeq lists its product as hypothetical. The record is from RefSeq and is a predicted model, not a curated record. NCBI's taxonomy places the organism in Eukaryota, Oomycota, Saprolegniomycetes, Saprolegniales, Saprolegniaceae. The transcript has a single exon. The coding region runs from base 1 to 3003 and encodes 1000 amino acids.
AUGCAGUCCAAGCUCGACAACGUCGUCGCGCUGCUCCGGUCGGUGGCCGCCACCGACGGCCUCCUCAUCCAUGGCGUCGACCUGCGCCUCUGCAUCGAUGGCGUGCCGGACGCUGCCGCCUCGGACGUCGGCGCCAUCUUGGCCGUCUACCCCACCGGCGUGCUGCCCACGGACAAGUUCAAGUUCCGCUCCGACAUGUACUACGAGGCGUACGAGAAAGAGGACAUGCGCAGAGCCGUGAACGCUGCGCUCAAGCCGUCCGGUCCCUUCCACGUCGUGCUCUCGCACAUUGCGAUCGAGCGCGCCGACGUCACGCCACCGACGACGCCGCUGGCGCGUGCGGAGGGGUCGUUUGCCACGCUGCUGGUGGUCCACUCGUCCAGCGUGGCAGGGGGCGGCGACGUGGCCGCGACGCUCGACACCGUAACUACAACGAGCACGCUCGAGGCGACGAGCUACUUUGCCUACUACAACGACUGCACCGUUGCGAAGACGCCGAUCACGCGUGGCACACGCGUCAUGCUUGUCUUCGAUCUCGUCUACAACGACCCGACGCAAUUGCACCGGAGUCGCCCGAUGAGCCUCGCGGCGCAGUACGCCGAGCUGCAGGCGCUCAUGACGCCGACACGCCAAGCCCAUUCGCUCUAUGCCGUGCCGCUGUGCGACCACUACGACGACGACGAUGGCCUCGACUUUGACGAGCUCCCGGUCCGCGACAUGCAACUCAUCGAGCGUCUCUUGGCGGCCGACUGCGUCGACGUGGCGCUUGUAUUUGCCAAGGAGCCCGAGCCAGCGCCGGGUCGCCACCGCACCGAUAGCAACAACAACAACAACAGCGACUUUUCGGCCCACGACCGCGAUGCAAUCCUCAACCUCUUGGAGGGCCACGGGCUCCACGGCGCAGGGCUCUUCGGCGACGAACAUGACGACGAUGAGGACGACGAGAGCGACGGCGAGGACGAGGACGACGACGACGACGACAGCGAGGACGGUAACGACGACGACGACGACGACGCCAUCGCGGACGACGACAUGUCGAACGACGAUGACAUUGAUGACCCGAACGAUGACGGCGACGAGGACGAAGACGAUGAGGACGGCGACAGUGAAGACGACGACGAAGACCCCCUCGCGGCCAUGUACGACGAUGCCCGGCCCCAGCACAUCAUCGAGUACGUUUUUCCGCCAUCGUCGCCUACGCUUCCAAAAGUCUUUCACGACAUGCUCCUCCACAAGCCUGUAUUGCGUCGCCUCAAGCGCACGGCGCCGCUGGGCGUGUUCAUCUCGCCCAGCGCGCCGACGCCGCUGAUUGUGUUUUGGCCCGUCCACCACCGGCUCCGCUUGCUCGGCUUUCGCGCGGCCCUCGCGCAGCUCGGCGCGCUCGUGUCGGGCACUUCCAAGGACCUCUACGGCUACGCCUCGGUGCUGGCGUUCGCGAACGCCGUCGUCGACAUGGUCGGUCGCGCCGCGGACGUCGGGCUGCUCCACGACAACCGCAACAUGCCUGACGUCGUCGCGCUCGGUCGACUGCUCCUUCGCUUUGGCAACGUGCAACUUCUUCAAAACGUUGUCGGGCACGCGAUGGACCUCGUGGAUUUCACAUUUGCAGGCGACGCCCUCCGCGCGCUUAUCGUCGAUAUGAUCCAAAGCGUGGGCUGGGAGCCGUUGUAUUUGUCGCUGCAGAUGCUCUUGUCCAAGCCGUCGGCCGAGCUCAAGGACCUCGUCUCGGGCGCGGCGCUCAUCACGUCGCUGCUGCCGAUCGCACAGCCGUUCAUGUACGAGUGCAUCCAAGGCUGCUACUUUACGCUGCUCGCCCAGCUCGUCCAGCUCCAAGAAGAUGACUGCCUCGGCGACGACGAGGUCGAUCUGCUGGUGGACCUUCUUCGCAUCGAGACCCAUGUCGCAUCCGACUUGGUCACAUCCGACGGGGCCGGCGCCUUUCUCGGCGACCGCCUCCCCGUCGGGAUUCUUCAAACGAUCGCGUCGUUUGCCAAGCCCGUGGAGCUCUCCACGCUCGUGACAACGAUCCUUCCGACGACGUUUGAUCCGAUCGAUGCCAUUGCCGCGGCUGUCGUGCGCCUUCAAGACGAGCUGCCCGCAGCGGCGUUGCAGCCGUACUUGACGCUGGUGGAAACGACGGUCGCGUCGACGCUUGGCCGCAAAAAGUCCACCAACGAGCACGAUCCGAGCGCAUGGGCGUAUUGUUUGGCACUCCUCGUCGACACGGCGUCGUUUCCGUCGGCGCUGCAGCAAUUCGUGGACGUCGCCGCCCCCUCGAUCGUGCUCUCGACGCUCCAGAGCUUUCUCACGCACUCUUCCGUGCCUCCAUCGACCGCGACGGCGAUGGCCGAUAAUAUUGUGCGCGCCGUGGCCACGGUCUGUGAGCUACCAUUUGAUGCUACGCCGUACGACCCGGAAGCCCUGCACGACGCGAUCGUCGAUGCAUGGAACGCUCUCGAUAAGCUCGGGCACGGCAGUUCCCACGGCCCAGCGAUUGUGGACGCAGUACUUGCUUUCUGGGCCACGGUACCCCACGAGAAGCGCAUGACCGUGGCCAUGGACGUCGUGGCCAAGUGGUUUCUCAAGGCCACGUCCCGCGAUGUGAUGCGGCCCGUGGUCGUCGCCGUCGUGCCGGUGCUAGAUGGUUUUGUGGCCACGCUGCCACGCCCGCGUCCGCCGUCGUGGGCGCUCACGUCGUUCAACUUGCCCUGCGCGUGUGCGCAGUGCAGUUCGGUGCUCGCCUUUGCGAGAGACCCGAGCCAAGGCAUCUUCCAGAUCCCAGACGGCCACACGUGCCUUCAUUUCCACGGCCUUAUCGAGCGCCGCGACCCGUUUCAAGACAUUGAGGUCCGGUAUCCCAUGAACGGCGGCCUCGCGCUCUACAAGGACAAGGCGCAGGCCGUGCGCGACUACAAGGAAGCCCACGACGUGCUACAGGCCAUGCACGCGAUGCUGCCACCCACGACCAAUCGCCCGGCCAAGCGUCAACGCCGCAACCAGUAG